AUGAAGAAAAGGUCAGUGGACACAGUGGCGCUGAAGACUGACAUGUACACAUGCACAUCUGGAAACUACAGAGAGGACACAGAGUCUGUGUGUGUGUGGGAUACAUAUGAAAAUAACCUGCAGAGAAUAUUCCCUGAGAAAAAGAAACGUUGGCAGUUCAUGAGCGAACAUCAGUGGCCUGGGAAGAACAAUAUUGUUAUCACAGAUGAAGGGAUCCAAAUGAAGCCCCUGAAACUCCUGGUGGAGACGGCCUGGGGUUUGUGGCUUUUCAGGCUAAUCAAGUCUGUAUUACCUCCAACACUAGGUUAUGGUGCAUCCAUAGAAAGCUCUGGUUCAAGCAGCCUGUUAGCAAGUGGUCAAGUAGGAGAGAACAAUCAUUCUGAAGCUGCCAGAGCCAAUGACAAUGUGGGGAACGUUAAUUUGCUUGAAGGUAUUAUCGAUGUUGAUUUGCUUGAAGAUUAA
Molecule: messenger RNA, 462 nt
Organism: Miscanthus lutarioriparius
Lineage: Eukaryota; Viridiplantae; Streptophyta; Magnoliopsida; Poales; Poaceae
Source: the annotation of a GenBank genome assembly